AUGGAAGAUCUGGAACUGACUGGAACAUGUCCUUUGAUAACAUAUACAGGAAGUGAUGAAUAUCAACUACCGACACAAAAACAUCAAGAACAGCUGCACAAAACUACGGCCACACAACUUAAUGAUCUUAAUUAUUUAAAGAAAUUUGGCAGCAAAAAUAAUUUUAAGAUAACUGAUAAAAUCUUGAGAUUGUACAACACACCUAUCGAACGAGAAAUACCGUUUAAACGAGCACGGAGUAUUGCGGCAAAAACUGCGAAACAUUAUCAGGAAAAUUCAUGCAAUGAAAAUGAGUUAUCUUUCCCUAACUUGGAAAAUCCUAAUUCCAAGAAAUCGACGCAGACGCACAUUUUGCAACUUUCAAACAAUUUGGUGAAUGACAGUUUAAAUGCACAUAAACGUGCGGAGCAAACUCCAAUGGCGUCAGUAACUACCAUCAAUGACAACUCUGGCGCCUCGCAGUUAAAAAUGUUAGAUAAAAUUCGCCCCAGUCAUCCGCAGUUUGCCAAAGAAAUUAAAGUUAAUCCAGAAGAGGCGUUAAAGAUUAACUCAUUAAUCCUUGCAGAACGAUCAAACGUACAAUUAACCCCGACAUCACCACCGCAUAACAUUACAUUCCCAAGCAUAGAAAACACUAGCCAGGCUAACAUAACUACUCCUAAAUAUUGGUGGAAUUAUCUUAACCAAAAAAUUGCUAAAAAGAGGUCCACACCGAGCUUGCAUAAAAUGUGUAAGCUUUGUGAAUUGAAUUCUGAACAUGGGGACAUUAUUAAGCAUAGUGAACUAGGGAAAGACACGUUGCAUAUUGAUUUGAAACGUUUGACUGAAGUUCGCAGUAAGAAUUGGUCGUCUUACGGACACUAUACUAGCGCUCACAAAUUGAAAUACACGAAAAGACAGAAUAUUUUAUUGAAAAGUGCAGAAAAACAAUUGGAAGUCGACGAGGAUUAUCUAAGUGUUGAUGUGGAUAAACUGAUGAAUAUAUACAAAGAAAAGACAAUUUCUGACGUCAUGGAGUCGAACGCAGCUGGUGGGUAUAUUCAAACACAACAAGAUGCUGAUAUUAGCAAUGAUAUCCAGCGGUUAGGUUCUGCUCCCGAAAGGAAAACCCAUUCGCAGGCUAGCAAUUAUAACCAGAAUGUACGCAACGAAGGAAUUAAAUCUUUCACCUGCCAAGAAAAAUAUGCUCCUCUUCAACGUCCCACGACAACGAAGCUUCGAUCAUGUAUAAAUUUUACUAGCAGGAAAACGUGUUUUACAAAAGUAUCAUGA
Messenger RNA from Paramuricea clavata, 1272 nucleotides. The record is from the annotation of a GenBank genome assembly. NCBI's taxonomy places the organism in Eukaryota, Metazoa, Cnidaria, Anthozoa, Malacalcyonacea, Plexauridae.